This is a messenger RNA of Abrus precatorius (Indian licorice), 2894 nucleotides long. RefSeq names its product YTH domain-containing protein ECT4-like. The transcript has 10 exons. NCBI's taxonomy places the organism in Eukaryota, Viridiplantae, Streptophyta, Magnoliopsida, Fabales, Fabaceae. Gene Ontology annotation, biological process: mRNA destabilization. The record is from RefSeq and is a predicted model, not a curated record. Bases 210 to 2252 code for a protein of 680 amino acids. Gene Ontology annotation, cellular component: cytoplasm. Gene Ontology annotation, molecular function: mRNA binding.
ACCCUCUCUCCCCAAAACCCAAACCCUUGGCGGCUGCGAGACCCGUUGUGUUCUCUCUCUUUCUAUACCCCUUUCUCUCUCUAUUGCUUCUUUUAGGGUUUCUCAGCUCUUCGAUUUGGGGCUUAAACCCUCGAUUCAGAUUCGGAUUUAGGGGUUCUGUUUUUGGAUUUUGCAUCUGCAGAAGAACCAGAUCUCGUGGUUGAUUCGACAUGGCCACCGUUGCUAAUCCCGCAGAUCAAGCAACUGAUUUGCUACAGAAGCUAUCGUUAGAAACUCAGCCCAAGGCCUUGGAAAUUCCUGAACCUACAAAGAAGGCUACUGGCAAUCAAUAUGGAUCAGUUGAUUCGGGAAAUGCUGCAAAUGGCCAGAUCCCUUCUUAUGACCGGUCUGUGACCCCCGUGUUACAGGAUUUUAUUGAUCCCACCAUGUGUUACCUCCCAAAUGGUUACCCGUCUACUGCCUAUUAUUACGGUGGUUAUGACGGUACUGGUAAUGAGUGGGACGAUUAUUCCAGAUAUGUGAAUCCGGAAGGAGUUGAUAUGACUUCUGGAGUUUAUGGGGAAAAUGGGUCUGUACUGUAUCACCACGGAUAUGGAUAUGCACCCUACGGGCCCUAUUCACCGGCAGGGUCUCCAGUUCCAACCAUGGGAAAUGAUGGUCAAUUGUAUGGCCCUCAGCACUAUCAGUAUCCUCCCUAUUUUCAACCGCUAACUCCAACCAGUGGACCAUUCACGCCUACCCCUGCUGUCCUCCCUCAGGGUGAGGUUUCUACCUCUGUAGCUCCUGAUCAAAAGCCUCUUUCUGUUGAAGCAGGCAAUGGAAAUUCUAAUGGAGUUACAAAUGGUGGAAAUGCAAAAGGUCGUGGUCCUACUUCAGGUUAUCAGGAUCCAAGAUUUGGUUUUGACGGAGUACGCUCCCCUAUCCCAUGGCUUGAUGCCCCAUUAUUUUCAGAUGGGCAGCCAAGGCCUGUAACUAGCACAACAAUCUCCUCCUCAAUAUCAGGUGGCAACAAUUUGACUGCCUCAAGGAACCAGACUUUCCGCCCUAAUUCUCAAUUUAUGGGCUUGCACCAUCCAAGACCAAUGCCUGCCAUGGGAGCUGCCCAUAGCUUCAUAAAUAGGAUGUAUCCAAACAAGUUAUAUGGUCAAUAUGGGAAUGCUGUUAGAUCUGGAAUGGGUUAUGGAACUCAUGGGUAUGAUUCUCGCUCAAAUGGACGAGCUUGGUUAGCUGUGGAGAGCAAAUACAAAACUAGGGGAAGAAGUGGUGGCUACUUUGGCUAUGGCAAUGAAAAUGUAGAUGGUUUGAAUGAACUGAACAGAGGACCUAGAGCCAAGGGUGGUAAAAACCAAAAAGGUUUUGCACCAACUGUUCUGGCAGUCAAAGGUCAGAAUUUGCCAGCAAGUCUAGGCACAGAUGAAGAGAAGGACAAGAUUAGUACUGUUCCAGACCGUGAUCAAUAUAACAAAUCUGAUUUUCCAGAAGAAUACACUGAUGCCAAAUUUUUUGUCAUAAAGUCUUACAGUGAGGAUGAUAUCCACAAAAGCAUCAAGUAUAAUGUUUGGGCCAGUACACAAAAUGGCAACAAGAAGCUUGAUGCUGCAUACCAGGAGGCACAGCAGAAACCUGGUGGCUGCCCUGUAUUUCUUUUCUUCUCAGUUAAUACCAGUGGGCAAUUUGUGGGGCUUGCUGAGAUGAUUGGUCCUGUUGAUUUUAACAAGAGUGUUGAGUAUUGGCAGCAAGACAAGUGGAAUGGUUGUUUUCCUCUUAAAUGGCACAUUGUUAAGGACGUUCCUAACAAUUUGCUGAGGCACAUUACCUUGGACAACAAUGAGAACAAACCUGUCACUAACAGUAGAGAUACACAAGAGGUAAUGUUGGAACCAGGGCUGAAAUUAAUCAAAAUUUUUAAGGAAUAUAACAGCAAGACAUGCAUUCUGGAUGAUUUUGGGUUCUAUGAGGCCCGCCAGAAGACUAUUUUGGAGAAGAAAGCAAAGCAACAAUUCCCAAAGCAGGUAUGGGAAGGGAAACCUACUGAUGAGAAGAUAGAGGUAAAUGGGGAAGUUAAUACUCAAAAAUCGGAAGUUAGCUCAGAAUUGCUCAAGGAGGCUACCCUUGCUGAUAAGGAUAGUGACGACCAUAAAGUACCUGAGAAUGGAUCUGUUGCAAAAACUGGAGAUGCCCCAAAGGGUGCUAAACCAGUUGUUUCUGAGAGUAAAAUUGUAGCCAAUGGGGUGGUUGCUAAUGGUUGCUAAGCUGUUCUGUGUUUAAAGGUGGCGGGUCCAAUCCAUUUCAGCGGCAUAUAUCGGUCCUUAGAAAUAUAUUACUCAGCAACUUGGUUCCGCCUGUUGUGAUCUGUCUUGCCUUCUCAUGCAGUCUGAAGAUAGUGAUUGGUUGCCUAGUGAAGAUAUAGAUCUGUAUAUUGAGAUUGGCAUGGCGGAGUUAGUUAAUAGAAUGCUAGCACCAACCCCUUUUCAUUGGGUUUUGUUUACAAGUGGUUAGCUCCUAACAGGAUUUACUCCUAGGGUUUUUGGGUUUUAGGGUUCUGCUUAAGAUGCUUAUAUCUUUUGGGUUUUUGUCCGGGCUUUAUCCUUUUCUUUGCCUUUUUUUCUUUUUCUCUUUUUUUACUUGGUUGGUCGUUUCCUGUCUUGUAAAUUUAGAUCUACUUCGUUGCAGAGCAGCUUACUUUGUUACUUUCAGCAGGGGUAGAAGCAAGGUGGGAAAUACUGAAAUAUAGUUGGCUUUUUAAGUUUUUGAGUUCUUCGGCUUAAUUUAGUCUUGUUUAUUUUCUAUCUGAUGAUUGACUUGGGCAUACUGGAGAAAGAAUUACAUUUGUGGACAAUCUAUUAUGUAAUUGGGUGUUUUUCUGGCUAUGAAGGUCACCAUAUUGUUUAGUU